This is a messenger RNA of Protopolystoma xenopodis, 690 nucleotides long. NCBI's taxonomy places the organism in Eukaryota, Metazoa, Platyhelminthes, Monogenea, Polystomatidea, Polystomatidae. The record is from the annotation of a GenBank genome assembly.
AUGCUUCAGGAUUUCUUAUUCAAUGUAUCAUAUGUGAAGUACCUUGGGAACUCGGGUUUUUUGGAGACAAAUGGCUCUCUUGGAGACCGACCAGAUGGGGUUUUAGCAUCAUUGGUCGAUGAUGCUGCAGAGCAGGUUUAUUCUGCUCUCUGCGACUCUGUAGAUACUCGUCGUUCUCUACUGGCCUUACGGGACCUCAUCCAACAAGCAAAUACGGCUGCAUUCGGUUUCAACGUACCGCUUUCUAGAUUAUUAGUCGAACUACCUGCCUUAUGGCAUGCUGGCAGACUAAUCGUCACUCUUCUACGCAUAUUUGGAUGUGCUGACUCCACCUUACUGGCCUAUAACUCAUCGAGUCCUGUACCUCGAGGCCGAAUAGUUGCAGGCGGCCCAAUUUCCGAUUUAGCUGCGAUGGUACCUCUUUCUGGAGCAGGCACUUCAAUAUUAGUUGAAGAUUUUACUCAAAGGAAGGCAAGUAAAAAUAUAGAGCAUCUUCAUCAUCAGCGACAGAAGUCGAAAAAUGGGCCUGAAGGAACAAGUCGAGAUGAGAAAGAGUAUAGUAAUGAUGUUACAACCUCGCAAUGGCUUUCUCUUGAUUUUGCGGAUCCCCUUCGUAUAUCGCAAAGUCUGCUAUCUGUUCUGAAUGCUACUAACCAGUUUAUUCAUUCGCUUAAUUGCACAGUUUUGUAG